AUGUCACUCAACGAGGAACAGCUGCAACAGCACGAAGGCGAUGAGAUCCAGCAAAUAGGAUACGACAUUUUUCCCGACGCGUCGGCGGCGCCAAACGACAAUCGUCGUAAUCAGGACAAGGAAAAUGGCAACCUGUAUCCAUCCAGGGAAAAGACCGCGAUGGACGCUAAAAAGAAGACGCGAGGUACAGGUCCAUACAUUUGUGCUGGUGAUCGGGUCGAUAAAAUUGAAUUUUCCCGAAUCUUCCUGGUUGUCCGGGCAGAGGACGUCAACGCGACCAGCAGCAGUAGCAGCAGCUACGACAUCUGCCGCAUCUGCCACAUGGGCAAUCCGAGGUCGCAUCGGGCCUGCAACCUCCAGAAUAUGACGGUCAGCGAGCAGGACGCGCGCAGGACCGUCCACCGGGGUUCCUCCUCGGCCAAUCUAGAUCUUGGCCUUUUGGUGUCUGCGUGCAGGUGCCGCGGUACGGUGGGUCUGGUGCACACCAAGUGCCUCGAGCGCUGGCUCACCGAGUCGGGCCACACUCAUUGCGAGCUGUGCGGCUACAAGUACGCGACCAUCCGGGUUCCCCGGCACGGCCUCUUGCGCAGCUUCUUCAUCUGGAUCAAGACGUUCGUCGCAACCCGACAAAUGCUCUUGGAUUCUCUGUACCUGGUGGUGACGACGCCCCUUGCCGUAUUCUCGGCCUACGUUUGCGCCAUGACCCUGAAAAUGGCCCUGGAGAAUCGGAUCGGCGAGAUACCCUGGACGAUAGUCGCGAUGCUCCCGACCUGCUCGCUCACGCUGGUCGCCUACUGGGGCUGGCUGCUCACCCUCCAGAGAUUGCACGGGAGACGAUGGCGCCAGUACUGGCAGAGCAACUUUAUCGUUCAGCUCGUUCCCCACGAUCCCAACGAUAUUAACCGAAAUAUCAUCGAAGAGUUCAAUGCCAAUGAAGAAGACGUGUACGACGAUUUACCCGAUCUCUUUAAUUUAAUGUAA
Molecule: messenger RNA, 981 nt
Organism: Copidosoma floridanum
Lineage: Eukaryota; Metazoa; Arthropoda; Insecta; Hymenoptera; Encyrtidae
Product: E3 ubiquitin-protein ligase MARCHF3
Biological process (GO): protein ubiquitination
Molecular function (GO): zinc ion binding; ubiquitin-protein transferase activity
Source: RefSeq, a predicted model, not a curated record